Messenger RNA from Serinus canaria (Common canary), 2146 nucleotides. It is a transcript of the gene PMF1, whose product is annotated as polyamine modulated factor 1. NCBI's taxonomy places the organism in Eukaryota, Metazoa, Chordata, Aves, Passeriformes, Fringillidae. The record is from RefSeq and is a predicted model, not a curated record. Gene Ontology annotation, cellular component: MIS12/MIND type complex. Bases 528 to 1139 code for a protein of 203 amino acids. The transcript is spliced from 5 exons. Gene Ontology annotation, biological process: chromosome segregation.
UAGGCAAGCCAGGGAGAACCCGCUGCAGCACGUGGGAUGCCUGUAAGCAUCCGUGACCCCGAGCCGCCCCCAGGGCGCGGGCUGGCUCCUGCUUGGCUGUUACAUGGAAAAUGUCGCUUUUUUUAUUCUCUAACCGAGCUGAACUUUGUUUCUUUUCUCCUUGAAUUCUUCAGGCUUGAUGCUUUUAUUUCACUCAAAGUCGCUGGGGGGCAGGGCGGGCAUUUCCACGGGCACCGGGGAGAGAAGGACAGUUCGUUACGCUGCUCCGUUUCGGGGCCGGGCGCAGCCCCGCGCCGGGAGGCGGCAGUUUCUUACCGCGGUGUUUUUGUCGCGGUGUAGUUCGGAGCGGGAGCGGCCCCGCCGAGCGGGGCGAACCCCGCCCGCCUCGCGCGCCGCCUUCCCGCCCGUUCUUCCCACCCGUUCUUCCCGUGCGUUCUUCCCGCGCUCCGUUCCCGCGCUGGCGGCCGUUGGGGGCGGGGCCCGGCGCCCCGGCCAAUGGGCAGCGGCGGCGGCGCGCGCGCCGGGCCAUGGCGGCGGCGGGCGGCGAUGGUGGCGCGGGCGGGGCCUCGGGCCUCGGGGCCGAUGGCGGGGACGGGCCGGCCCCGGCGGCGGCCCCAGGGCGCGCCCAGGUGUUCAGCACCGUGGUGGACACGUUCCUGGAGAAACUGGUGGCCGCCGGGAGCUACCAGAGGUUUGUCAGCUGCUACCGCUGCUUCUACAAGCUGCAGCCGCAGCUGACCAGGAGCAUCUACGAUCAGUUCGUCUCCCAGCUCCAGGCGUCCAUCAAGGAGGAGAUCCAGGAGGUGAAAAAUGAAGGGAAUCUGGAGGGACUCUUCAGUUUACUGGAUAAGAUCGUGGAGGAGGCAAAGGACCGGGAAGAGCCAGCCUGGCGGCCCAGCGGGGUCCCGGCGCGGGACGUGCGCAGCGCCCUGGUGCCGUUCCUGCUGCAGCACCGCGCCCACCUGCGCCGGGCGCUGCAGGAGCGGCAGGAGAGGAGCAGCAGCCUGGCCGAGGCCGUGCUCGCGGGGAGGGACAGCAUUGCAGAGCUGCAGCAGCUGAUCCAGGCUCACCAGCAGGCCUGGCAGGCAAUCAGUAAGGAGCAACGAGAACUCAUCAUGACAUUCCAGGAGCCUCAGUGACGCCCCACAGGCUCUGCUGAGACAGUUCAUCAUCCUAAAGCACUGACAGGACAAGGUGUUUGCAGAACCCAAACUGAGAAUUACCCCAUCACGCCACGGGAGACUGUAGAGGGACUGAAACUGGCACUGAAACAGCUGCUGGACUGGCACGGGUUGAUCAAAAGAAAAAAAAAAAAGAAACAAAAAAACCUCAUUGGGAUCUUUGGAAAUGGAUGGCAAUUCCCUAUUUCCUACUCAGCUAGACAGAGGGGUGUCACAAACUGUGUCUGUGCUCAUCUGCUGCACUCAGUGCUGUGACAGGCCUGAUUCCAGUUUCCAAAGCCACAUCUGGGGGUUUGUAGCUGUUUUAGCUGUGUGUUAGACAAAAUUCAGUGCCUUAAGCCCCAGGCCAGGCUCUUGCCUGUGCUUGCAGGUUCAUUCAGUCUGCCUGUGUUCAGAGCACUGCUCUUGCAGAUGUGGCAGCAGCUGCUGCCCCAAGUUUCUCAUUACCAUUCAUUCUGUUCUCACAGUUAUUUUCUAGCCCCGGUCCCCUCCCAGCAGCCUGAGGUAUAUGUGCAGGGGUUGGAACAGCUCUGCCUCCACUUUGUGGGUUUGUAACAGGGUUUUAAUGUUUUUCCUGUGGAACCUUCUCGAGCCAGACUGGUUUUCCCCACCCAGAGUUGUCUGUUGCUGCCUCUCCUGUUUGUGGGCUGGGGAAGCCGAGGCUCCCGGGAUCUCCCUGGCAGAGCCCCACCAGUGAUGUGUGCUUGCAGCAUGGACAGGCUGUUCUGGGGCUGGGCAGGGAGGGAGGAGAGCCCCCCUGCACCUGCUGAGGACUGAGAAGUUCUGAGUCCAGCAGGCCCUGAGGGCAGAGCUCCGUGGUCUCUGCCCCAAGGAGAGGCCCUGCCCUGAGCCCAGCUCCACCACACCCCAGCCUGUCAGCAAUUAGAGCUGCAGUGGCUGCAGCAUUUCCCCUCUGCCUCCCCUCACUGUGAUGGAAUCUCAAUAAACUGGGGCUGUUGUUCCCA